AUGGCUGCUUCGGACACCAAAGCUGAGGAAGGCGUCAAGCCCACCGUCGAACACAACGACACCGGUGUCUGGGGCACGCAGGCGGAGCUCAUUGAGGCCGCCCACGCCGCCUCGGAUGAAGAGGCGACACUCCCUCGUAAGGAGCUCUUCUCCCGCUACCUCCCGGCCACGAUUUUCAGCGCGCUGCUCAGUCUCGCGCUCGUUAUGGAGGGUAUGGAUGUCGGUCUGAUCAACAACUUCUUCGCGCACAAGGCCUAUCUGGAUAAAUUUGGUUGGCCAGAUGCCAAUGGCAAACAACAUGUCUCCACCUCCUGGCAGGCGGCUAUUGGAAACGGCAACAAUCUUGGAAGCAUCAUUGGUCUGCUUCUAAAUGGGUAUCUGCAAUCACGCUUUGGAUCACGUCGAGUGUACAUGGCCGCCAUGGUCCUGAUGACAUGCACAAUCUUCUGCUUGUUCUUUGCCGUCAACGUCCAGAUGCUGUUUGCCGCCAAUAUCCUGUGUGGCAUUCCCUGGGGUAUCUUUCAAACUCUGACUACGGCAUACGCCGCCGAGAUCUCCCCGGCUGCUAUGCGUGGAUACCUCACCGCAUGGGUUUCCAUGUGCUGGGGCUGCGGCUCCUUCUUGGCCGCCGGUGUGCUUCGUGGUUCGCUCAAUCUCCCAGGUGACGCUGGAUGGAAGGUCCCAUAUGCGCUGCAGUGGAUCUGGGUUGUGCCUCUCUUCACAGUUGCGUUCUUCGCCCCUGAGUCGCCCUGGUAUCUCGUCCGCCGCGGCAAGUAUGAAGAGGCGGAAAAGUCUCUUCGCCGCCUCGCGCGCAAGGGACACUACACAGAGCAGACCAUGGCCCAGACACUGGCGCUCAUGAAGCACACGAACGAGAUGGAGAAGAUCAAUGCAGAGAACUCAAGCUACGCAGACUGCUUCCGUGGUACCAAUCUUCGUCGUACUGGAAUCGUGUGCAUGGCUUGGAUUAUCCAGAUCCUCAACGGUCAAUCUAUUGCUGCCUAUGCUGCCAUCUUCCUACAGUCGGCCGGCAUGCCCCAGGUUCAAUCGUUCAACUUCAACAUGGCCAUUCAGUCCGUCAAUAUCGUUGGCACAGCCAUCGCAAUCGUGCUCAUGGGUCGUAUUGGUCGUCGUAUCUUCUUCUUCUGGGGCUCAUCCAUCAUUGGAGGCCUCAUGCUGAUUAUUGGCAUUCUCGGGCUUGUCGCCAAAGGCAGUGGUGUUUACAUUGGAGUCGCAGCCAUCAUGAUCCUCGUCAACCUGACCUUCAAGGUCUCCCUUGGACCUACAACAUAUGUGAUCGUCGCCGAGACCUCCUCCAACCGUGUCCGCGCCCAGACAAUCGUCAUCGGACGGGCCAUGUACGUGGUUGGCCAGAUCGUUGUUCAGCAGCUCAACCCGCGCAUGCUCGGCUCCAGCAGUGACGCCUGGAACUGGGGCGCAAAGGCUGGAUGGUUUUGGUUUGGUCUCUGCUGCAUCUGGGCAGUCUGGAUCUUCUUCUUCCUGCCCGAGACCAAGAACCGAAGCUUUGCCGAUCUGGACUAUCUGUUUCAGAAGAAGACGCCGGCUCGCAAGUUCGCUACCGCUCCCAUCGAUUUGUUUGAACUGGUUCACGCCGACACGAGCCACAAGUUGGAGGAAAAUCAAGACGAUGCCCAACACGUGAAUGAGGUCCAGGACGAGAAGCGCUCAUAG
This is a messenger RNA of Clonostachys byssicola, 1692 nucleotides long. The record is from the annotation of a GenBank genome assembly. Lineage: Eukaryota; Fungi; Ascomycota; Sordariomycetes; Hypocreales; Bionectriaceae.